UCACCGGGUGCAGGACCAUCCUUCACGCGAAACAACAACCCUUUAGCAGUCUUUUAAGAGCCAAGCUACCUCCACCACCAUGAAGUUUGAGAUGGCUGCUACAUUGGCGUUGGCCGCCGGGUCUUCGGCGUUCGUUGCUCCCUCCGUUCCCUUGAACACCCGCGUUGCUUCGUCGAGCGCAUCCUCGAAGACGAGCAUGAUGGCGGGAGACCGGUCGAAGUCGCUGCCGAUGCUUCCCCAGCCUCCUCUGCUGGACGGCUCCAUGGCCGGCGACGUCGGCUUCGACCCGCUCGGCCUCUCCAGCAUCGCCGGGCUCGCGGGCGCGGACCUGUACUGGAUGCGCGAGGCGGAGCUCAAGCACGGGCGCGUUGCCAUGCUCGCAACUGUGGGCGUGCUCUGGUGCGACGCCUUCGGCUCCCUGCCGGGCUUCCCCUCGGGCGUGAACCAGAUGAAGCUCUUCUGGGAGGUGUGGGCGGAGAAGCCCCAGUACGUUGCGGCCGGGAUCAUCUUCUGCGGCAUCGCCGAAAUCAUCUCGGGAAUCGCCACGUCGUUGGGCCAGGAGUCGGGGGACCGGGCACCGGGAGACUUCGGCAUCGACCCCCUCAAGCUCGACAAGAACCCAGAGAAGAAGGCCAAGCUCGAGCUGCAGGAGAUCAAGAACGGCCGCUUGGCCAUGUGGGCGGCGGCGGGGAUGAUCAUGCAGGGCCUCACCACCGACGGGGGAGCGAUGGACAACCUCUUCGGCUAAUUUAGUAACCGGACAUGACGUUUGGCUGCCUCUGGGCCUGAGGUCCUGUUCGCAUCACAUCGUGGACGUUGUGAAAACGACGGCUUCUUGUGGCCUGCUAUCAUGCCGCUUUCGGGAGGCGGGUUGGGACAGGGGAUGCUCGGGGAGGGGGGCAGAAACGCCACCGUACGUUGUGCUGCUCCGCCUUACUCCACAAUCGACAAAUGAGCACAUAGCACAUGGAUUGUGUUGUUGGUUGUGGAUACCUCUCGGGAGACUUGUGCGCCCUUUGGACCAGUCGGCUAGAUCGGGUAUUGCCUUUGUGGUGGCGGUCGAAGCGUUGAAGUUUGUGCGUGCACGUCCAGCGUGAGAGUUUAUUGUUUCCCGUACUAACCGUGAUUCGGAAAACCAAAGUGCUGCAGCCACUUUGUUUUUCUGAUGUAUUAUCUCGCUACGAACAGGCGCUCGAAGUAGUCGUUUGGACCAUCGGUGGCCCUGCAGACUAGCAGCUGGGAACACGCCCCGAUCCCUGCGUCCUUUCUCUUUGCAAGGUUUUUUAGUUCGUAUUGUUGUUUUUGGACGCACGCGCUUGACUGUUCUUGAAAGGAUUCGAACAGGCAUGUUUGCACACCCCAUAGAUGUCGGCACGUAUACGGUAGCAUUUGCCACAGGGUGGUUGCCACUAAUUGCGUGUGGGCUUUUUAGAUGCGCCAUCCGUUAAUGGUUUUCGCAAACCGUCAGGUACAACACUUGUUCUCUGGUUUGUCCAAGAGCAACUUCGAACAAGACAGUGGAACCUUUCUUUGUCGAGUUCCUUUUGUGACAAAACUCUCUUUUUGACAGCGUGAUGAAUCUCACACAAGUUUGGUUGCACGAUUCUGUUGUGCUCUCCGUGCGUGCGUGCGUGCGUUGUUGGACGUUGCCGCUCGUGCGUGCGUCUAUGACAACCAUCCGGGGUCCAACGAGCAACGCUCGCUGAAAAAGUGUUUGCCCCUGGUUUGCUGUUCACUUGCCCCACCUACCGCCGACGAAAGUCAACCAUGUUGCCCUCGCGCGUGUGUGUAGUAAAGGCGGUGUGACAUGAACUGCUGUGCGUCGUCACCGUUUGAAUUGGUUGUGACAAUA
Molecule: messenger RNA, 1852 nt
Organism: Ectocarpus siliculosus
Lineage: Eukaryota; Phaeophyceae; Ectocarpales; Ectocarpaceae
Source: the annotation of a GenBank genome assembly